GGUUUCGACUGAUGGUUUCGUUUUCGGGAAAUGGAGAGAGAUGGAUAGGCUAUAUAUUCGCUGCGGAGGUUGAUCUGUUUACACUCGUUCAACAUCUCGUGCAGGAACAGGAGACAACUCAAAUGUAAGAUGGACAGAAAUAACUGGUCUUGUUGGUUUAGGUCUCUAGACCAGGGGAUAGGCAACGUCUGUCCCCCCGGAGUGCCGCUGUCCUCCAGAGUUUAGCUGUAACCACGAACAAGCUAAUCAAAGUCUUCAGGAUUACUAAGGCUACAAACAGGAUUUCAGCCUUUCUGAUGCUGUGGCUUCUUAUUUGUGUUGGCUCCUCUCCCCUCUCAGUGGUUGUCCAUACGUCAUCAAGGGUCGGUCUGCCAGCUGUCCUGCCGUGUUCUGUGGCAUCACACCUGGAGUCUAAUCACAAGCCUCACAUUCAGUGGCAGACCAUAAGGGAUUCGGUGUUUGAGCGAAUGGGACAGGAGCAGUUUCAGGGGGAGGCUUAUAGAGACCGGGCAGAUGUCCCACAGGAACUGCUUGUGAAGGGAAACUGCUCUCUGUUCUUGCAGGAUGUCAGAUUCAGCGAUGCAGGCAUUUAUGAGAGUUACUUGGUGGUUGGUGGAUUGAGUAUCAAGAAACGAAUUUUCAUUCAGAGCGUCCACCUUGCAGUAAUCGAUCACAAGGACAUCAAAUCUGUGCAGACUGGGGCAGAACUGAUCCUGGAUCUGCACACGCCACAAGCUGAACAAGUGAUUUUUCAAAACAGUAAUGAAACUGACUGGGCAGUCCUGUGGGAAAAAGAUGCAGUCAUAAACAAGAGAGGUUAUCUGAAAAAGAGAGACAAGAUUUUAAUUCUCAGUAAUGUUGCGGCCCGCAGCGCCGGAACAUACAAAGUUCUUGACUCAGAGGGUUUGGCUCUCAGCACAGUGAAGGUCACUGUUACAGAACCUGUGCUACCAAAAGAAACAGAAACUCUGCAAUUAAAGUCUGCAUUGGGUGAAGCUUCAAUGAAUAUGCCAGCUUUAAGCCUCAUUACUCUUUUCCUCACGUUUCAUCUAAUGCUUCAAACGAAUUGAGAUUGUUCUGGUUUUAACUGUAUUUUUCAUGUAACUUUUGACUGAGCAAUAUAAGGCUACACUGUGGGAAAACAGUUGUGAAAAGAGUGUUGUUUUAGAUACUGUAUUUUAUAAGUCUCUUCUCUUGGCAUCUAUGAAGGCUCACUAAUGUGUGAAUACCUGAAACCUGUGUGUGUGACUUUUGUAGGGGUUGCUUUAUGUACAGUGACUUAUUAAAAUAAUGUAAAAUUGUAGAGUUAAUAUAUAAUAAACAAAUAGCAGAAGAUGAAGGUUUUUUUAACUGUUUGAUGUUUUUGUUAUUUGAACAUUUCAGCGAUCCUGAUAUAGAUUUAUAUAAAAAAUGCAUUUAGAUUAGUAGAAAUUUGAUGCAAAAAAAGUAUUAUCAGCAUUUACCUGUACUUUUGCUAUCGCAUUAAAUGCGUAGCAUGAGAUUAGAGUAGAUUCAUUAAAAUAUUAAAAUUCAGAUGUUUAUCAUAUCUUUGUACACAAUGGAUGACUUCACCAUUGUUAUAUUUAAGAUGCUUGGUGCAUGGACCUAUUAAUGAUGUUUUAAUCCCUUUUAUCUAAAAUAUUGUAAUUAUCAGAAAAAAAAGACACUGUGUUGUCUAAGUGAAAAGUUUAAUGAAGUCAUCGGAUGCCACAUCCACUUUAACCAGCUGUUUGAAAUGUGUGCUGGCAGUGUGUGUACACAAACACCCUAUAAUUAUAAAAAUCCACCCAGUGUUUUUUUUUUUAUCUCGUUAAAUCAUUUCUUAAAUUGAGCUAAUCUCCGAUGCUAAGAUCCUAAGCGAUUGAGGUGUUCAGUUGUUGGAUGUGAUAAUGAACACGCAGAGGAUUGCUUUUUUUUUUUAAGGGAAUGCACCUUGAUCUACUACAUGCGUCUAUCUUCGUGCAAAUCAUUUGUGAUCCAGCUUCACCAACAGAAGAUAGUAUAAGGUUUUUCUUUUAUGAAUCUAUACAAAUUGCCUUCCCUAAUAACAUGCUACUUAGCAAGUUUCACAAUGAAUGUGGCUAAAGUUUACAGUCUCUCAGAUAGCGGCUUGGAAGAGGGGGCGGAGUCAGCAGAGCUCAUUAACAUUUAAAGGAACAGGCAACAAAACAGCUUGCUGUAAACAAAGCUGUUUUUGACAGGGUAAAAGGGUGUUGUUUAACCUCCCGUGCUCUCGUGAAGCCCAUAUGGAAGCUCCUAUACGUGACUUAAACUGUGACCUCGAAUGACCGCUAGAGGUUGGCGGCAAAAGGGAGUAAAUCCCAUAGACAAUCGAUGUUAAAAUAACCAACUUUACAGCAGAGAGA
Messenger RNA from Carassius auratus (goldfish), 2366 nucleotides. It is a transcript of the gene igldcp, whose product is annotated as Ig-like domain-containing protein. The record is from RefSeq and is a predicted model, not a curated record. The transcript has 7 exons. NCBI's taxonomy places the organism in Eukaryota, Metazoa, Chordata, Actinopteri, Cypriniformes, Cyprinidae. Gene Ontology annotation, biological process: negative regulation of T cell proliferation; immune response; positive regulation of T cell proliferation. Gene Ontology annotation, cellular component: external side of plasma membrane. Bases 297 to 1070 code for a protein of 257 amino acids.